This is a messenger RNA of Alternaria atra, 2178 nucleotides long. RefSeq lists its product as uncharacterized. The record is from RefSeq and is a predicted model, not a curated record. Lineage: Eukaryota; Fungi; Ascomycota; Dothideomycetes; Pleosporales; Pleosporaceae. Gene Ontology annotation, biological process: sulfate assimilation; lipid metabolic process. The coding region runs from base 1 to 2178 and encodes 725 amino acids. Gene Ontology annotation, molecular function: adenylylsulfate kinase activity; triacylglycerol lipase activity; ATP binding. The transcript has 6 exons.
AUGAAUGAAGCGCUGAGCGUCGUGUCGGGGGCGCUAUGGAGCUUCGUGCUGUGCUUCUUCGACGUGGCUUUCUUUUGGCAACGAAAACUAUACGCGUGGUGGGUACAGAAGAGCCAGAGAGAUCUGCUGCUGGAAGCUAUCAGCGAUGCGCGGCUGUUUGAGGAAUGGGAGGCUGCUGCGUACAAACUCGAUGAGGUGCUCGACUACGACAUGUGGCGACAGACCGCCAUAAGCAAAGACUACGACCAUCGCCUUAUCCAUCAGCGUCUUUCCGCCAUCUACGAAGCUCAGGAAGACAACGACAUACUUGGGCUCAUCAACCUACUUCGCAGCGGUCUCGUUCGCAACCUCGGGAACAUAACAGCGUCGAACUUGUACAAUCGCGCAUACGCAGGCACAAAACUGUUGAUCGAAGACUAUGUCACCCAAGUCGCAUACGCCAUCGAGAACCUCACCCAAUACCCUACGUCGAGAAACUCGGAUACCGGCUUGACGAACCAGGCGAAGCUGGAUGUUCUCCAUGAUACAAGGCAGGCGUUUGGUAGAUCUGUGCUGGUGCUGCAAGGCGGGCAGGUCUUCGGGAUGUGCCAUCUUGGUGUUGUAAAAGCGCUCCAUCUACGUGGGCUGCUACCUAGGAUCAUAGCUGGGACUGCUACCGGUGCUCUGAUAGCGGCGCUGGUGGGUGUGCACACCGAAGACGAGCUAUUGGAGUUUCUCACAGGCAGAACUAUCGACUUGACAGCCUUCACGAACCGACCAUAUAGGAAGGGCACAGGAGGAACCGCAUGGAUAGGCACACUGAUACGUCGGGCUAAGCGAUGGUUUGAAGAAGGGCACUUCCUAGACGUUGGUGUCUUAGAGGAUGUUCUGAGAGCAAACGUGGGAGACUUGACAUUUGAAGAAGCAUAUACGAGGACGAAAAGGGUGCUGAAUAUCACCGUCACGACAACUAGUGGUGGAGGUAUACCAAACCUUCUGAAUUACCUCACAGCUCCUAAUGUUCUCAUCUGGUCUGCAGCCCUCGCUUCCAACGCCACAGCCUCCUCUACCCUCUACCAUUCCGUAACAAUGAUGUGCAAAGACGAAGAAGGCAACAUCGUCCCCUGGUCUCCAGCUUCGAAAACCACCUUUCGCCCCUACACACACGCUUCGUAUCGAGAACGCGAGUCUCCUCUCCAUCGUAUCGGUGAACUCUUCAACGUAAACCACUUCAUCGUCUCACAAGCCCGACCCUACCUUGCACCUUUCCUGCGCUCAGACUCACACCACCCCAACCCCAAACAAGACGGUCGCUGGCGACUAAGCAUGCCCAUACUGCGUCUCGUAGUUCUAGAGAUCCAGCAUAGACUACAACAACUCGACGAGCUGGGUUUGCUGCCCCUCUCUAUCCGUCGUUUCCUCUUGGACGAAAACAUCCCAGGACCAAGUCUUACGCUAGUGCCCGAACUCACACCAAGCGACUUUUUCAAGCUGCUUGAAAACCCUACUAAAGAGGCAAUUGACUACUGGAUACUAAAGGGGGAACGGAGUGUUUGGCCGGCGGUUACGGCGCUCAAGAUCAGCAACAUCACAUGGCACCCAUCGCUCUCGCGCGACGAGCGCAACUCAUUCCGCAAGCAGAAGGGCUUCACAAUCUGGUUUACCGGUCUCUCUGCGUCAGGCAAGUCGACCAUUGCGACAGCACUUGAGCAGCAUCUGCUACACCUCGGCUUCGCGGCAUACCGUCUUGAUGGCGACAACGUGCGAUUUGGGUUGAACAAGGACCUCGGAUUCUCGGAGAAGGACCGAAAUGAGAACAUUCGAAGGAUUGCAGAGGUCGCGAAGCUCUUCGCUGACUCGUCCACAAUCGCCAUUACAUCCUUCAUCUCUCCCUUCAAAGCCGACCGCAAGCAAGCUCGCGACCUGCACACCGUAACCACAGGCAAAGACUCCCCAUUGGCUUUCGUCGAGGUCUUUGUCGACCUGCCACUCGAAGUCGCCGAGGCGCGCGACCCCAAGGGUCUGUACAAGUUGGCAAGGGAGGGCAAGAUUCCCGAAUUCACCGGCAUCAGCUCGCCGUACGAGGCGCCUGAGGACGCGGAGAUUCACAUCAGGAGCGACCAGAAGAGUGUUGAGGACAGCGUUAAGGAGAUCGUCGAGUACUUGCAGAGCAAGGGCUUGCUGGAGUUGCAAAAGUAA